AUGGGGUCCUGCGCCGUCCUGGUGGACGGCAUCGAUGCCCACACCAACUGCAACGAGCUGCUGGCCCUCUUUUCCACCGCUGGCACCGUGAUGCAGGCGGCCACAAUCUCUCCGGCCGCCAACGGCGCCCCCUGCACCGCAAUCUUGUGGUUUGACACCCCCGCCAGCGCUGCCAGUGCUGUGGAAUUGUUCAACGACCACCCGUAUGCCGGCACCUUUCUGGAAGUGAGGCCCACAGAUGUGGGCGCCGCCACCAGGGCGCUAUCGGCGCUGGCCGAGGCGCAGACCACGCCGCCACAGGCUCCCGCGGCCCAGCCGCUGACGGCGCCCUCAGCCGCCCCGGCGGUCGCGUUUGCCAGCGGCGCUGCUGUGCCCAUGCCCGCCCCGUUUUCAGUCGAUGCCAGUGCUCCGCGCCCGGCCGCUGCUCCUCCGCCUGCUCCCGCCGCUUUGCCCGAGCCUCCCGCCUUUGGCGACUAUAACCCUGACGAUUGGCUGCCGCCGCCAGACUGGCAAUCGCCUGCCCCGGCCCCCGGCCCCGCUGCCGGCACCACCACCGCCUGGGCACGCGUGGCGACUGCGGCGCCUGCCAAGGCGCCCCCCGCCGGCGGGCAGCCGGCAGCCAGGAAGGCCCAGCCGGCGGCUGGGGGUGCGCCCAUGGCGCCCGAGUGGGAGCGAGAUGAGCGCUGCCGCAUCUACAUCCAGAACCUGAAGCCCGGGCUGUCGGCAGACGACCUGCGCACCUCCUUCUCCAAGUUUGGCCCCCUGGUGGACACAUCAGUCGUGCCCAAGCAGCGUAUCGGCUUCCUCACUUUUGCCAAGGGCGACGACGGCGAGCGGUGCCUGGAGGCGGUCAACGGCACCUCGGUUCCUGGCCUGAGUGCCAGCGGCAGCGAGCCGCUGAAGCUGGAAUUUCGAAACCUAAAUAAGAUUCGUCGCCACCUCGCCAAGAAACGUGCCGAUGUGAUGGAAGAGCCCACCACGCGUGUCUUCAUCGGCUACUUCCCUCGUAAUACCAAAAAGGAGGAUGUUCGUACUGAGCUCAGCCGGUAUGGCGAGCUGACCGAACUGAUGCUGGGUGGCGGCGAGGAUGGCGGCGAGCUCUUCUGCUUCGUCCAGUUCAGGCGUAUCCAGGAUGCAGCCCGUGCCCACCGCGCCAUUCACUCCCACACCAUCCCGGCGCUGGCGGGCAGCAGGCAGCUCAUCGCUGCGUUCAAGGAGCCUAGGCGGUAG
Molecule: messenger RNA, 1230 nt
Organism: Chlorella variabilis
Lineage: Eukaryota; Viridiplantae; Chlorophyta; Trebouxiophyceae; Chlorellales; Chlorellaceae
Exons: 8
Coding region: 1-1230 (409 amino acids)
Cellular component (GO): ribonucleoprotein complex
Molecular function (GO): RNA binding
Source: RefSeq, a predicted model, not a curated record